Molecule: messenger RNA, 750 nt
Organism: Achroia grisella
Lineage: Eukaryota; Metazoa; Arthropoda; Insecta; Lepidoptera; Pyralidae
Product: syntaxin-1A-like
Exons: 1
Coding region: 10-750 (246 amino acids)
Biological process (GO): vesicle-mediated transport
Cellular component (GO): membrane
Source: RefSeq, a predicted model, not a curated record
CUGUAAAGGAUGACGAAAGAUAGGUUAGACGAGUUACGGGCAAUGCAAAGAUAUGUGAAGUUUGAUGACAUAGAUACGUCAACGGAUUCGUCGAAAGAUGUUGACGAAUCUGAAGAUGUCAAUGUCGUUAAAGGCAGGUUCCUGGAUGCUUUCUUCAGUGAAGUGGAAGAGAUAAGAGAGAUGAUAAAAAAGAUUCAAGGGAUUUUGGCAGUGUUUAAUAAGAAGUACAAGGCCAUCUUAUUAGCACAUUCGAUAGAAGAGAACAAUAGCCAGGAAAUAAAAUAUUUUGUAGCGGAUCUUUUGAAAAACGCCAACGAAAUUAUAGCCAAAUUAAAGCACAUGAAACAAAAUAUCGUGCAAGAAUAUUCGAACAAAUUAAGGACUGAAGUCAGGAUAAGAACUAUACAACAUUGCAUGUUGACUCAUAAUUUCGUAACAAUAAUGACGGAUUACAACUGGAUGCAACUCGACUUCAUAGAUCCAUUCAAGAACAGGUUACAACGUCAGUUGGAGAUAAUCGGGAGGGCACCCACAGAAGAUGAGCUGGAGGAAAUGUUGGAUUGCUGCAUAUCGGAGACAUCCAUCCGUGAGGUAUAUGAUUUGUUAUUGGACACGAUGAUGCUCGUCCAAAGCGAGGAUGAGAUGAUCGACCGCAUUGAAUAUGAAAAUCCUCAAUGGGAUCAAUCAUUUCAGAUCAAUCACUUCGAACUACCACGUAAGGCAAAAAGAAGGCGUUGUCUAAUAUUGUAA